Podospora anserina S mat+ is the source of this 981-nucleotide messenger RNA. RefSeq lists its product as uncharacterized. The transcript has a single exon. NCBI's taxonomy places the organism in Eukaryota, Fungi, Ascomycota, Sordariomycetes, Sordariales, Podosporaceae. The coding region runs from base 1 to 981 and encodes 326 amino acids. The record is from RefSeq and is a predicted model, not a curated record.
AUGAUAUCAUGGCUCAAUGACCCGACAUUCGUGGCGGGACUCUUUGCAGGAGUCUUCGCUACUUUCACUCUCUUCGUCGGACUCGCAGCAUGUCUAUUGCUCUCCCGCGACCACUAUGGCCUCGACCACUGGAAGCUGAACUUGCAGAUGCCAGUCUCAUUGUGGAUGAAUCUGGGCUACUGGAAAGACACGUCUGAGUUCGCCGAAGCAUGCAGGAAUUAUCUGCAGCAAGUAUUCGAAACAGCCGACAUCACCACCCCCCAAAAGUCGAUUGCCAUCCUCGACGUUGGCUUCGGUUGCGGCGACCAGACCUCGACAAUUCUAGGUGGCAUCAUCUUCGGAGGGGCAUACAUAGGGGUGACAAACAACCAAGUCCAGCUGCAGGCUGCGUCACGACGAUGCCGGGACCUACACAAGGAGCUCGACACAUCCCAUCUCUUUUGCGCGGAUGCGUCCAAGCCACAUGCUUGGCCAGAGGAGAUACGCUCCGCCGUGGACAAGCUCAAAAACCCCAAGCUCAAAGGGAAGUGGCUACUGGCGUCGGACUGCAUGUAUCACUUUUCACCGUCACGGAUGCCGCUCUGGCAGUACGCUGCCCGGAAUCUCGGCAUGAACUUUAUGGGGUCUGACUUAUGUAUGUCCAACACGGCAACCUGGAGGGAGAAGACUCUGGCAAGGACGAUUGGGGCGCUAAUGGGCUGUCCAUGGAAGGCGUUCUUGACUGUGGAGCAAUACAGAGAGCAGUUGGUAGCAUGUGGCUAUGACAGGGACUCGAUUGUCAUCAAGGACGUGUCGGUGGAUGUUUUCCCGGGCCUGGUUGCUUUUCUGGAGAGGCAUGACAAGGCGCUGGCAGAGUUUGGUAUCUCUCUCGGUGGGGGGUUCAGGGUGGCGAGGAAGGUGUUUGGCUGGUUUGCUGUGUCAAAGGUGGUCAGAGCCGUCAUCGUGGUGGCAAGAUUGCCCAAGGUCAAGGAUGCUACAUGA